Neoarius graeffei (lesser salmon catfish) is the source of this 699-nucleotide messenger RNA. It is a transcript of the gene tex55, whose product is annotated as testis expressed 55. Lineage: Eukaryota; Metazoa; Chordata; Actinopteri; Siluriformes; Ariidae. The record is from RefSeq and is a predicted model, not a curated record. The transcript has 4 exons. The coding region runs from base 280 to 510 and encodes 76 amino acids.
CCGUUGAAAGCGCGCACGUGCUCGUGCUCAAGUGCGUGAUUUGAAAUUUCGGGGGAAACGGUCGGUAUCUGAUUACAGUUAUGACAUCAUCCAAGUCUUUCGCGCGCGGUUGCCAGGGGUUACAGCCUGACAUUUCAUUCGCUAUAAACAAACCGACAGGAAGCCAAACUGUGAAGAACAGCGUGAUUUUUUUUGGUUUUCUUUCAUUUAGGAAUCAGUUCCUCACUUUCAGGAGAUUAUAAUCAGUGCUAAAAGUCUGAAAGAUUUCUCACCAUCAUCAUGGCGAAUUCAGAUUUAGGCCCAGCAGAACAACAAGCAUCGGCCUCUGCAGAUCCUUACGAGAGGGCGGUGGAAUACCUGGAGAGACAUAACAUUCUGCAGGUGUUUCAGGAAAUCACAGAGAGCCUGGUUUAUGACAGACCUGAUGACCCCCUGCGGUUUAUGUUAGAGCAGUUGCAGAAGAUGAUCCAAGCCCGUGAUGAGACGAACGAAGCUGUGAAAGAUGAAUAGUUUUCUCAGAAAUGGGACUGUGCAGCAGACAAUGAUACCACAUAUUUGUACGCUGGUGUUAUUUCCUGGAAUGCACUCAUAAUUGCAGCUCCUCACAUCACAUUAUCUCUAGCCGCUUUAUCCUUCUACAGGGUCGCAGGCAAGCUGGAGCCUAUCCCAGCUGACUACGGGCGAAAGGCGGGGUACACC